CAACCCAAGAAAACCAUCCCAAGCUAGCAUACCCUACAAGCUUAAUUAGCCACAUACCAGCACAAACGAUCAGUAGCAAUGGCGCCCUCCAAGCUCGCCCUCUUCCUCGCCCUGAACCUUGUCCUCCUUGCCGCCGUGCAGGGCUGCGGUCCCUACUGCCCACCGGUCGUCCCCACCCCGCCGAUCCUUCCACCGUCCGUGCCGUCGACCGGCGGGGGCAGCUGCUCGAUCAACACGUUGAAGCUGGGCGUGUGCGCCAACGUGCUGAACCUGCUGAAGCUCAAGAUCGGCGUGCCGGCGAACGAGCAGUGCUGCCCACUCCUGGGCGGGCUCGCCGACCUCGACGCCGCCGUGUGCCUCUGCACCGCCAUCAGGGCCAACAUCCUCGGCAUUAAGCUCAACGUCCCCAUCGACCUGACCCUCCUCCUCAACCAGUGCGGCAAGAAGUGCCCAACCAACUUCACCUGCCCCAUCUGAUGCAUCCAUCCAUUGCAUGGGCUCCCUCGCUCGUGCAUGCAUGCUUGAUAAGCUCGUGAUUGAUCAUCAGGGUCAUUGUAUCCCGUUAUGGUAUCUAAAUGCACGAUUUGCAUAUUUGUAAAAGGAUAUACAUACUUGUACACGCACCUUGGAAUAUAAAAUUUGUUCAAGUUGGGGUUUUC
Molecule: messenger RNA, 659 nt
Organism: Hordeum vulgare subsp. vulgare (domesticated barley)
Lineage: Eukaryota; Viridiplantae; Streptophyta; Magnoliopsida; Poales; Poaceae
Product: cortical cell-delineating protein-like
Exons: 1
Coding region: 79-477 (132 amino acids)
Source: RefSeq, a predicted model, not a curated record